AUGUCCAACGCAGAGACUGGGAAGCUCUAUGAAACGAUCAUCGAAGAGGUGAUUAGUGACUCGAGACAAGACUUUGAAGAUAGUGGGAUUGAUGAAUCCACUUUACAGGAUUUGAAAAGAAUAUGGUGUGAGAGAUUAAGUCACACCCAAGUUGCCAAAUUCUCUUGGGAUGAAGAGGAAUUUAACAAUAAUUAUGACAGUCAUGUCAUACAAUCUCAACAGAUUCCCCAAAGUGAUAGCUUGACGAAUGGAAAUUUGCACUUGGAUGGUGGAGAUUUAGAGCUUCCAAUGGGUAGUGACUCACAAUUGUCAUACAACACGAUACAACCAGACAGUUCAAAUAGUAAUAUUGGAAUUCAAAUUCCAAGCAUAGAUCCUCAGCCCAAAUCUGAGUAUGAUAGCAGUAGCACGGGGCUUAUGUUGCCUAGAAUUAAUCAAUCGGAUGGGACGUUUGAGUUUGUUUUGUACACCGACAGUGGAGCACAUUUCCUAAAAUCCUUCAAACAGAAGAAAAAGCAGAAAAAGAUAAUCAAUCAAGUUGAUGGUUCUGAUGAUGAUGAGGAUGAUGAGGAUGAUGACAUCUUUAAUGACUCCGAUGAUAUCAACUCUGAUUUGGACGAUGGUUUAGAGAGUGAUAAGUCAGAUGAGGAAGAUGGCGAACAAGAAGGACAGAUCAUGUUGUGCUUGUAUGAUAAAGUUCAAAGAGUCAAGAAUAAGUGGAAAUCAAGUUUGAAGGAAGGAAUAGCGAACAUAAAUGGAAAAGAUUAUGUUUUCCAAAAGGCUACAGGUGAGAGCGAGUGGUAA
Priceomyces carsonii is the source of this 804-nucleotide messenger RNA. Its product is annotated as transcription initiation factor IIA large subunit. The transcript has a single exon. The coding region runs from base 1 to 804 and encodes 267 amino acids. NCBI's taxonomy places the organism in Eukaryota, Fungi, Ascomycota, Pichiomycetes, Serinales, Debaryomycetaceae. Gene Ontology annotation, cellular component: transcription factor TFIIA complex. The record is from RefSeq and is a predicted model, not a curated record. Gene Ontology annotation, biological process: transcription initiation at RNA polymerase II promoter; transcription by RNA polymerase II.